GGAAAGGGGAUCGAUCGCCAAACCAGCGACCGAAUUUUGCUGGGUUGGUUUUGCUGAUAUCAGCGAAAUUUUUCUCUAAACCAGCGAAAUUUUUCGCUGAAAAAGGUGGCUGCGCGAAAUCAAAUCCAGCAACUUGGUUUCGCUGGUUUGUUAUUUCCGAAACGGUUUCUUUUCCAGCGAAAGUUUUCGCUGGUUUGAUACACAUCCUUCCGACAGCCGUCAUAAAUGUUUGUUAUUGUUCACGUUUGGAAGCGAUUUGUGGCAAUCGAAUUGCUUUAGGGGUUUUUUCAAAACAAAAAAGCAUGAAAAAGUUCUGCAUCAAGUGUUCAGCAUUAAAAUACAUACUCAACAGGUGAUGGUUCUUUUCAAUGAAAAGAAGCACGUUUCCAUAAAGUUCUCGCAGCAGAAAAAUACGGUGCAGUGAAGCUGGAGAUGUAUUUGUACUGCUGCAUAGAUGAGUGCACAAAUUGUCGCAGGUGGCAGCAAGAAUCGUAGGCGAGGAACUUGACCAUGGCCGCGUAACAGUUUGUGCUGUGGCAAGUAAGUACAACCUGGCUGGACUUUCUUUUAAAUCUGCUUCCGUUACUGCGAAAUCUUUUCUGACGAUUGUUCCAUCCGUAAACCUCCGUCAACCGGAACGGAACUUUAAGAUUUUUAGGUCGGUUACCGGUCACGCGCUGGAAAAAAACAACAUUUGUUCAAAACUGUGUCUUUGAGAUUGAGCGGGAUACACUGAAGGUUAAUUGAAAAAAAAAAAAAACAAAAAUAAUAAAAAAUGGAAUUUCAUUUCAUUUUGCCACACCACAAACAUUAAAUUCCCACCGAAUCUGCCAUCACUGGUCGCCACUGUCAUCUUGCUGUCAUCCGUCGUCUCGCCGCUCGCGGGCCGCGUAAACGUCAAACGUCGUCGUCGUCGUCGGAAUUUCGUAGCAUUGCUCCAUCUCAUCGCUAAUUGUUUUUCUUUUUGGUGCGCGCACCCGCGAUUCCCUGUUUGUUUUUCCGUUUUUAAUCCGUGGCCACGCCACCAAAGCUGCCGUGUGAUGUUGUGGGUUGGCGUUCGAAGUGCCAAAAGGUUGUGCGUUGCGGAGGAGGACGGAGUGGCCAUUUGGCGGCGGUUUGUAAACAAAGCGGUUGGGCGCAAUUUGUCCGCGCUGGUUGGGAUUCGGGCCCGCUGCAGUUGUCACAAUGACGGAUUCCUUCUUCGGGUUCGACACGCAUCUUCCGGUGGAGGAUGACGGAGGCGGGGGAAUUGGGGGCGGUCCGGACGAUUCGGAGGAGGAGUACGAUGCGCUGAACGAUGAGACGUUUGGGCAGGCACGGGAGGGGGACUGGGAGGAGCUGCACGAGGAUAUGGUCCGAGCGUGUGGACGAUGCCGAGCAAGCCGGAGACGCCGUGGCCGCAGUUGCCACAUCCGGCGAUGCAGCAGCACCAUCCGCAGAGUUCGUUGAUGGCGGCGAUGCAGCACCAGCAGCACCAUCAGAGGAUAGGCGGGGGACCAGGUGGCCCCUUUGUCGGUCUUCCGCCCAACUUCCCGCUGCCGAAUCCGGCUCAGAUGCGCAUCUGUUCGGUGGAGGAGAUCGAGCAGAACAUGAUCAAGCAGCAGGCGCAGCACUCGAUGCCGCCGGAGGUUCCCCAGCAGCUGCCGCCGUUUCAUCAUCCGGGCAUGGGACUGCCUCGUCCGCCGCCCGGAUUUCCCGGAAUGAUGAAUCACCAGCCGCCGUUGACGAUUCCGGUGAACUUUCCGCCGCCGUUGAACAUGGUUCCCCCGUUGCCACCGUUGCACCUGCUCCAGACGAACGUUCCGCCGCCGUUUCCGAUGAGUGUGCCGCCGCCGAAUUUCAACCAACGGCUGGUUCAGGAGAUUCAGCAAAACCAUCCGAUGCUGAACCAGCACCGUCAACACCAGCAACAGGGUCAGAAUCGCUACCAGCAGCAGCACAAUAAUCGGCAGAAUUACCACCAGAACCAGCAGCAGAUGCAGCAUCACCGUGGCAAGCUGAACCGGUCGGGCGAGUACGACGAGUACGCGAACCUGAUGAGCGAACGGGACAAGCAGUGGCUGCUGGCCUUUGUACUUAACGCCCAAUACCCACCUGAUGCCAAACCCAUGUGGACGUUCAUCCCUAAGCAUGCGUAUGGCCUGGUUUUUGACAACGAUACAAAAUACGCCUGCGUUGUAAGCCUCCUUGCAUAUUUAUCUAAACCUCCCGCUAAGUAAUUUCUAUCGUAUUGUAUUUAUUGUGAAGAUUGUGAAUUAUUUAUUUAUUUUUAAUGUGUAAAUUUAUGCUUUGACUGAAUAUAUUGUCCUAUAAUUUGAUCUAUU
This is a messenger RNA of Culex pipiens pallens (northern house mosquito), 2324 nucleotides long. RefSeq lists its product as uncharacterized. The transcript is spliced from 3 exons. The coding region runs from base 1371 to 2219 and encodes 282 amino acids. Lineage: Eukaryota; Metazoa; Arthropoda; Insecta; Diptera; Culicidae. The record is from RefSeq and is a predicted model, not a curated record.